AUGGUUCCUGCGCUGGACAUGGACAUCCACUCUCCACCUUCCUCUCUGCAGAUGACAUCCGUGGGCAUCCUCACCCUCAGAAACCUGGAGAGAGGAAAGAGCAUUAAAACUACCUCGUCAUACAUUAAAAAGGAAAUUGGAUUGCAUACAAGUACUUUAACGAGUUUCCUUCGUAGUGCGGUGAGUAUAAGUGAGCGAAGCAACAUCAGUGACCAGAAGCGGCUCCGGUUACACAUAAACCACCAGCCUCGGAAGGUCAAAGGUGAUGGGAAACGGGAACCAGCGGCGAGUCAGGCGGUCGCCGGCUUCGGCGCCAGCUCCCACCGCCACGUCCGUCCACGGCCAGCUCGGCACCUGCCCGGCGCUGCUCGGCGGCCCGGCGCCAGGCCCCGCCCCGCCCUCCGAGGCUGCGAUUGGAGGAGGCCGGGGGGCCCGCGGCGUGGGCGGGGCGCAAGGGGCCGCUGGCUGCCCGCGUCUAGGUGCAGGAAUGCCGACUCCGCGCUCGGCGACCUUGGCUGCGCAGGCGGCCCUGCGGCGCGGCGCCCGCCCCCUGCUGCGCAGGCUGCUGCAGGUGAGCUGGGAGGGUGCGCGUUCCCGCCUGCGACCCUCCGGGCCUGCAGGAUAGGCCUCGGGGAAGCCGGCCGGCCCUGGCCUCUGCCGCCGAGGCCCGUCCGCGCCGUGCCGGUCACUGCCGGCCCCUCGGGCCGCAGGAAGGCCCGAGAUCGGCCCCUGGCCUCCUGCGGGGACUGCGCGGACGCGCCUGUCCCAGCGCCGGGAGACUGCUUGCCAGCUUUUUCAACACCUGGUACCAAGCACUGCUGUCUGUCAAGAAAUCUGUUUUCCUGUCCUCUUUGGGCCUGCGAGGCGGAGGCACUGCGUGAUGAUGAAAGGAUGCGCCUGCCCUGGAGCAGCUUCGAACUCAGCAGACAAGAGGAAGGAAGCCCACAGAAGUUAUGCGACCUGCCAAGAUCACAAUCUCCGUUGUUCUGUCUCUUGAAAGGAGCACCGACCGGGCCCACAGGAGUCCUGUCCAGCCUCUGCCAGAAAAGCGCUGCAGCGCCCCGGCAGUCAGACCUUCACCCGGGUCUUGUGACAUCAGAUCCAGCCUAGAGCACAGAAAGGCAACUCCACCGCGCUCAUUGGAGAGAAAAUCAAUAAAAAAACAGAAAAGGAGGAAUGUAAGGAAAAAGAAGCACAAGAGAAGAAAAUAAAAACCACUCUAACAGAUUAUUAAAUGAAUGGCUUUAUAGCCCUACUACGAAGUGCUGGUAUUUCCUAGAGCAGAAAUACUGGUCCUAGCAGCAAGCUGGCAGCCAGAGACAGCUUUCGCUUGGGCCCUGGUGAGCUGCCAGGGUGGGAGCCUCCCAGCCGAAGGAGAGGUGGGGGCAUCCCCGGCUCCCCCAGGCUGCGGCUCCCUUGCGGGGGCCCCGAGCAACAGCCUCUGCAGGUACCUGCAUAUGUGUCCACGAGCCUCGGGUCUUCCACCUACAGAAUAAAACUCGGGAUGUGACUGUGAUUUCACCCUCCCAGCACAACUCAGGGCUUUUCAGCUAGUUUGUCAGUGAUUCUGGUUUGUCCAUAUGACAGAAGAGACUAAGGAGGGGAACUGUUAGACAGGAAAACAGAUGUGAGUGGGGUGCAAAGAGAAUAAGACCUUAAAGCCCUCUAGAAGGGACUCUGAUGUUAACCAGUUAAAACUAGAGAGCCAGGAAAGACUCAGAGUUAAUGAGAGAUCAGUGAAAGCUCAAAAGGCCUGGAGCAACUCGGCCUGGAAUGUUUGAAUAUUCCCCAGGUAAGGAGAAGUAUCUCAGCAGAGCCCUUGUCUUCACUGUGUCAGUUAGAUCAUGCCAUCGUACAAUUUACCUUAGCCUGUUAAAGGCCCAGCUAUAAACAGCAUAAUAAAGACAGGAAAAACUUCAUCUUAAAGCUAAAAUUGCAUUUUAAAACCCAAGAAGUAAAGAAGAUCCUUACCACACUCUUUAGCACACAGACAGUAACUCUGCCCACCCUGGAGGAAGGGCAGGCGGUCUUAACUGAUAAGCUCCCAGACCAGGACGCCGCUAUCCUGGGAGGGAAUCAGAAAGUAAAUUUUUUGUGUUAAGCUAAUUUUGCAGAAUUACCUGGAGGACUGAUAAGAAACUUAAUGUCUCAUCAAAGAUAAACAUCUUAAGACCAUUUAAUAAGUCCACACCCCUAGCCCUUUGUCACAUUCCUGAAAAAUCCUUAAAAGGGGGAACCCCUGGCCUUUCCGUGUGCACCUCUGUCUGAGGUCGCCCAUGCUUUCUGAGUGCAUAGCCCUAAACUUCCUCUCUUCAACCUUUCAGGCGCUCCUCUCUGAGGUCACCCGCAUUUUUUAAGUGCAUAACCUUUUGGCCUUAAGACAUUUUCCCAACCUUUCAGGGCACUUCUCCUCCAUGAGGUUGCCUGCACUUUUUCUCUCUUUAAGUAACUUGAAAUAAAACUUUUACUCUGUUUCA
Messenger RNA from Manis pentadactyla (Chinese pangolin), 2477 nucleotides. RefSeq lists its product as uncharacterized. NCBI's taxonomy places the organism in Eukaryota, Metazoa, Chordata, Mammalia, Pholidota, Manidae. The record is from RefSeq and is a predicted model, not a curated record. The transcript has 3 exons. The coding region runs from base 1 to 1110 and encodes 369 amino acids.